Messenger RNA from Ailuropoda melanoleuca (giant panda), 2524 nucleotides. RefSeq names its product kelch repeat and BTB domain containing 4 (gene KBTBD4). The transcript has 4 exons. The coding region runs from base 82 to 1848 and encodes 588 amino acids. The record is from RefSeq and is a predicted model, not a curated record. Lineage: Eukaryota; Metazoa; Chordata; Mammalia; Carnivora; Ursidae. Gene Ontology annotation, molecular function: protein binding.
UUGGGGGGAGGGGGAGAGAAGGGUCGCCUAGCGACCGUUUCCUAGGCGACUCCAGGUGGAGCGGGGACACAGCUCCAGGCGAUGGGCCUACUAAUGCUCCGGGCUGGGGACGGCUGGGCUUCGUCUCGCAUUCUGGGAUGGAGUCUUGGGGAGUCGUUAGGGCGAACCGGGAAGUGCAGGGGAGAAGUAGAAAAGAGAAAAUGUGGGGCUAACAGAUGUCCCAGGCCAAGCCUUAUUUUGGAAGGGUGGUGUUGCUUUGCAGACAGGUGGCAGAGAGAGAAGUUGGCUACCAUGGAGUCACCAGAGGAGCCCGGAGCAUCCAUGGAUGAGAACUACUUUGUGAACUACACUUUCAAAGAUAGGUCACACUCCGGCCGUGUGGCUCAGGGCAUCAUGAAACUGUGUCUGGAGGAAGAGCUCUUUGCUGAUGUCACCAUUUCGGUGGAAGGCCGGGAGUUUCAGCUUCACCGGCUGGUCCUCUCAGCUCAGAGCUGCUUUUUCCGGUCCAUGUUCACUUCCAACCUGAAGGAGGCUCACAACCGAGUGAUUGUACUGCAGGAUGUCAGCGAAUCUGUUUUCCAGCUCCUGGUUGAUUACAUCUACCACGGGACCGUGAAACUUCGAGCUGAAGAGCUGCAGGAAAUUUAUGAGGUGUCAGACAUGUAUCAGCUGACAUCUCUCUUUGAGGAAUGUUCUCGGUUUUUGGCCCGCACAGUGCAGGUGGGGGACUGCCUUCAGGUAAUGUGGCUGGCAGAUAGGCACAGUGAUCCUGAGCUCUACACUGCUGCCAAACACUGUGCGAAGGCCCACCUGGCCCAGCUGCAGAGCACAGAUGAAUUUCUCCACCUGCCCCAUCAUCUACUCACUGAUAUCAUCUCGGAUGGAGUUCCGUGUUCCCAGAACCCAACAGAAGCAAUAGAAGCCUGGAUCAAUUUCAAUAAAGAAGAAAGAGAGGCUUUUGCAGAGUCACUCAGAACUAGCUUGAAGGAGAUCGGGGAGAAUGUGCACAUUUACCUGAUCGGGAAAGAGUCAUCUCGUACCCACUCGUUGGCUGUGUCCUUACACUGUGCAGAAGAUGACUCCAUCAGUGUAAGUGGCCAAAACAGCUUGUGCCACCAGAUCACUGCAGCCUGUAAGCAUGGUGGAGACUUAUACGUGGUGGGAGGGUCCAUCCCACGGCGCAUGUGGAAGUGCAACAAUGCCACCGUGGACUGGGAAUGGUGUGCACCUUUGCCCCGGGACCGGCUCCAGCACACCCUGGUGUCUGUGCCCGGGAAAGAUGCUAUAUAUUCACUGGGUGGCAAGACACUGCAGGAUACCCUCUCCAAUGCAGUUAUCUAUUAUCGGGUAGGUGAUAACGUCUGGACAGAGACAACCCAGCUAGAGGUGGCUGUGUCAGGGGCCGCUGGUGCCAACCUUAACGGGAUCAUCUAUUUACUUGGGGGGGAGGAGAAUGACCUGGACUUCUUUACCAAACCUUCCCGACUCAUCCAGUGCUUUGACACAGAGACAGACAAAUGCCAUGUGAAGCCCUAUGUUCUGCCCUUCGCAGGUCGCAUGCACGCAGCUGUGCAUAAGGAUCUGGUGUUCAUCGUGGCUGAAGGGGACUCCCUGGUGUGCUACAAUCCCCUGCUAGACAGCUUUACCCGGCUUUGCCUUCCUGAGGCCUGGAGCUCUGCCCCAUCCCUCUGGAAGAUCGCCAGCUGUAACGGGAGCAUCUAUGUUUUUCGGGACCGAUAUAAAAAGGGGGAUGCCAACACCUACAAGCUUGACCCUGCCACUUCAGCUGUAACUGUCACCAGAGGCAUUAAGGUGCUACUUACUAAUUUGCAGUUUGUGUUGGCCUAAGUCUGUGGGGGGAAGAGCAGCUGACUUUUGCCCUUCCGUUUUCCAGCACCUACCCAUCCAAAUUCAAAGUCUCUGGGGCCCCCAUCAGAGUACUAUGUUAUUUUUUGGCACAUGUUGGAAAGGGCAGCACUACAGUCCUUCCUGAACCCAUAGGGGUGUUUUAGACUGCUUCUGCUCAUCUGGCUGCUCCAAGAGUAGGCCAGCCUGUCCUCUGCUGUCGCCUGGGAACCCUGUGCCUCACUGCAGAUGGUCCAAGUAAGCCGUUUCUCAGACUGUAGGCACAUCCUCCUGUCAUUCCCUCAUCGGUGUUAAGUGGAAGCACCUCUGAUCCCAGGACAGAAGGAAAGAUGCCCCCAUCUUCCUUUUUUCUGUAACCUGCAAAGUGGCUAGUUGGUAAUUUUCCCUCAAAGAAUUAGGUGUUAAGAGUUUUCCUUCAGGCUUUGGUUGGGAGAAUGGUCUAAGCUGAAGGUGUCCUUCACCAGCAAGCGCCGACUCUUGAAUUCAGGACACCACGUCUCGUGUUUUCUCACUUCUCUGUCAGGAAAUGAACACUUUGGGUUUUUUUGUUUGUUUGGUUGGUUGGUUUUGGUUUUUGGGUUUUUUUUUUUCUUUUUUCCCUCAGGAUACAUGCUAUUUAUUUAUCUAUUUUUAAUUUUUCUUUAGACUAUAUUAUUUG